Messenger RNA from Labeo rohita (rohu), 5953 nucleotides. RefSeq names its product Kruppel-like factor 7b (gene klf7b). Bases 371 to 1258 code for a protein of 295 amino acids. Lineage: Eukaryota; Metazoa; Chordata; Actinopteri; Cypriniformes; Cyprinidae. The transcript has 4 exons. Gene Ontology annotation, biological process: regulation of transcription by RNA polymerase II. Gene Ontology annotation, molecular function: RNA polymerase II cis-regulatory region sequence-specific DNA binding; DNA-binding transcription factor activity, RNA polymerase II-specific. The record is from RefSeq and is a predicted model, not a curated record.
UUGGCUUCCUCUCGCUCGCGAGACAGCGAGCCCAGCAACUUGCCUUGGUGAUCCACGGCAUUCAAGAGAAAGGCUACCUGGAAUUUAUAGCGCAAAAGAGACAGAGGCAAUGCGGAAAUAGGUGGACAGUUCAUGUCACCGAGUUUGCAUCCCACUCCCAGGCUGAGGAUCUGAGAGUUCGCGGGGAUUGCAAUUAAGUGACAAGAAUUCUUUUUAUUUUCCUUCCUUUUUCUCAGCGCGUAAAAUUGCCAGCUUUAAACUACACUUCACGGAGGAUUUGAAGCAUUCUUUUGCAUUUGACAUUGGGCUGAGAAGAAAACAAAUUAUACCUGAGGAUCAAAGCAACACACUUUUUCUUGUGAGCAUCAACAUGGACGUGUUGGCGAAUUACAGUAUUUUUCAGGAACUUCAGCUGGUGCACGACACGGGCUACUUCUCGGCGAUGCCGUCGCUGGAGGAGAACUGGCAGCAGACAUGUCUGGAACUGGAGAGGUACCUACAGACGGAGCCCAAAAGGCUUUCGGAAAUCUUCGACGAGGAGCUCGACUGCAUCCUUACGCCAGCCUUUAUGAAGGGAGACAGCGACGAGGACCUGAUGGAUCCACUGCUCCCCAGUUUAUCCGACGAGCCCAGCCCGCCACCUCUGCUUGUAUCCCUUCCCAAAAACCUCCAUGCCCCAGCCAACACCAAGAACACCGAGGCAGGGCUGAAGGAAGCCAGCGGCGGGGUUAAUCCCGCCCAGCUAAACGCAGUCACGUCCCUCACGCCACCGUCCUCCCCGGAGUUGGGACGCCAUCUCGUCAAGCCUACGCAGACUCUUACCGCCACAGCCGAUGGCACGCUCACGCUGAAAUUGGUGGCCAAGAAAGUCGGUCUUGGGGCGGCAAAGCUGGUGGCGACACAUUCGCUACCUUCGCCACCAAACCGCGGCACACAGAGCGACGGAGAGGGAGGACUGGGAACGGUAGGCGGAGGGGAUAUUCCAGAGAACAAAAAGAGGGUCCAUCGUUGCCAGUUUAACGGCUGUAGGAAGGUUUACACAAAAAGUUCCCACCUAAAGGCACACCAGAGGACACAUACAGGUGAGAAGCCUUACAAAUGCUCCUGGGAAGGCUGUGAAUGGCGUUUCGCACGAAGCGACGAACUGACGAGGCACUACCGCAAACACACUGGUGCCAAACCUUUCAAGUGCAACCACUGCGACAGAUGUUUCUCCAGGUCUGAUCACUUGGCUUUGCACAUGAAGCGACAUAUCUAAGGCCGAGGGAGACGGGAGAGAGAGAGUGAGAGAAAACGAGUGAGAACGAAGAGGAGAACAGGUGUGCAUCGCCCAGACGGCAACAUUCACAACAGACUUUGGGUGCACAUGAGGGGUCUGGCCACAAACGUCACCAGGAGGAACAUGCGAGGCAGCGUGGGCAAACGUUGUUGGAUUCUAAAACUCUAAAAGCCUUUUCAUCAGCGAUUAGCCAUGCCUUACCAAGUGCUAGCUUGGAGGUCAGACACUGCCAAACACCACCUUUUUUUUUUUCCAAUUCCGUCAUUUUCUUUGUGUACAGUAAAUCAGCCAUUAGCAUGGAAUGGAAACUAAACGCUACAUGUAUAAAACAGAAACGCACAUGUCAUUCAUCACGUAACAUAACGGUUCUAUUAGAGAAUCAUGUUCAUUGUACAUUCUGGAACUUCCUUUUUCUUUUUCUAAGGACACGUCACAAUACUCAACCUGCAGCUAUGUCGUAUACAGCAAACAACCAAACCGGAAAACAACAUUGCCAAUACGUUCUGAGGAGUGACCAAUGGAACAAGCGGCCAAACGAAACGCCCGGACCCCCGAAGUAGGGAAAACGAAAAAAGAAAAAAUACGGCAACGCUCAGGAUGUGUGCUGACUUCUCGUACUCUUCGCUCAGGAGCGAACUCUUCUCUGCUCUUCACGCCCGUCACCUCGCGGGCGACCGAAAUGAUGCGCAGCGACACUUUCUUGCCUUUGUUUUUUUUUUUUAAAGACAGUGUUAAAAAAGAUGGUUUGUUUUCCUUCUGAGCUGAAAUGUCUUAAACUUCUGAAAAGUAAAAACUGGCUUUGUGAACACAAGCAUAAAUGUGCACAUACAGGCAACGGGAGGGAACUGUGAGCCCUUCUCAGUAUGCACAAGGUUCAGUGACUGCUAUCUGGCACUGAAACGAAACGUUUGAAGCAUAAGACGGGAACAGAAAACCCCCAAAAAAGACCGGGAUUGCUGGCUUGGUAUGAAAGGACAGAAGUCUUCUGUUUUUCAUUUUGCAUUGCUCUGAUUUGAUCCGGGAAAAGCGAACCAGAGCACGUCGGCACGGACCUUGUGUGUCGCUCUUGACACUGGAAGAAGUUCUUUUGCUUUGUGUUGAUACUGGCACCCGUGUAAGAACGUAGUAGUUUGGUGCACCGGAGGAAGCCAAUGGAGAAGACGUUAUUGAGGGGGGGAGGGACAGCUGGCAGGACGUUUGACUCUCAGAUUGGAGCACCUGCUGGGAUCAGGAUCCAAAAGAACUCGGUGGCAUCAGCCCAGACAAACUUUGCCUGUUUCGUAUCCAUUGUCUGCACUGAUUUUUUCAAUGUUCUCUGUGCUUUUUUUCAUACAGUCAAAAAAAGCUCAAAAACAAAACAAAAAAAGCAUAAAAACAAAAAAACAACUUGGAGGGAAAAAAGCAGAAAACAAAAAAUGCAUUAAAAAAAAACAAAAAACAAAAACUUCACACACACACCACAAUACAGACAGAAUGGUUUCUUUGCUCUUGGCUUUUUCCUGAGAAAAACUAAAGAAGAAAAAAAAAACGUAGAACAAUAAUUACCAAGUUAAUGAACAGCGUUAAAACGAAACACUGCAUGGCAGCCUCUUUCAGACAGAUACACACACUCGCACACACACAUGCACAGCUUGCCUCUCAGCAUUAUUUGUUUUGCACCGAAAUCUUCACAGCAGGGUUUUAGCAAUUGUUGUUUUGUAGGAUUGCGUUCCAUCCAGACGUCAGGCGUUAAAUCGAGAGCUUGUUGAUACACUCGAGUAAAUUAUGCUAAACCGGGCCUAGGUCUAGCUCUGUGUUAACAAUCAGCUUCUAAAUCGCGGGGACGAAAUAUAUAUCAUCGUUCCCAAGGUCGUGAAGCCUGCCGUGGCGUCGCAAUCAGGGCGUUUCCCUGCCGACCCUCCUCUUCUGCAUUGAUUUAACGGCUGCGAGGGUGGAAGGGAGAUUGAAAGCCAUUACGAUUCAGCGGUAGCGUGUUCGGAGUCGUCGCAGGCUCUACUAAACGAUCCCAGAGUAUCCCUCUGGAGCUUUACGAUCGAUACCGAAACUCUCAGUGCAGCACUGCCUAAGAGUGAAGGGUUGGUGCCUUUUUGUUUGAGGCCUGCUGAAGGCAGCUCUUCUAUCACACGUACACACACUCAAGACUCACACACGCUGUCACUUCCGUUUAACCACAACUUCAUGUUAAGAUUUCAUUCAGUGUCAUUUUCUCCAUCAAAAUGCAAAGUCAUGCCAAAAUUUGAACGAAACAGGAGGUGAAUUAGUUCAUCUUCACUAAUGUACAAUCAGUUGUGGUUCGUGGCACUUUUUUCCCGCAAAAAGCGGCUUGUGUAUGAGACGACUGUAUGUAUGAGUUUCUGUAAAGCAAGCAAGAAGGAUGUAAUGCUACAGUGUCAUCCCACAAUUCCACAAAUGGGGCAAUUAUUUACAGUGUACAGCAUUCUACAUGUGUCACAUUAACUUAAAAGCUUUGAAAGGGUUACAUUUCCGUUUUAGCAGUGAUGAAAAGCUACAUUUGUUUCACACUGCUCUAUUCUCCUGUUUUUCUCCCUGACUGCUUAUUCCUUCAGUCACCAUAUGGAAUACAACAGCAGGAAUGCAGGGAGCUAAAUAAAAGCUUCAUAUCAUUUUCUUUCAUGAAGCCAAUUUUCGAAUCAAGACUGAAGAUACACAUAGAAAUAUUGUGUUUAAAUACAGUGCAAAGCAACGUUAAAUGCAAACGUACAAACAAAUCUCCUUUUUGCCAACACGCUCCAGACGUUACCAAAUGAAUAUGGAAUAGGCCAAUCAGAUUCAUCCGUACACAUCCCCUCACAUAUCAAGUGCCAUUUGAAACCCCCCGAUCUCGCGCUCUCAGAACAACAGCAACGGUCCAGGCAAUCGCACAGGCGUCCGAUGCAUACUUUGCCCAAAGAUUUACGCAUUUGCAAAUAAACUGCUGGGUGCUGAAAGAGAGAAAGAAGAAAUUUGUGUUUAGUUUUAUUCUCACAGUAUCUCUUUUGCCCUACACCAGCUUCGUUCUUGAACGUCUAAGUGACCAUUGACUUGGUCUCGAGUUUGUGAGCUUGUAAAAUACGGUUUGAAUGCAAAGUUGAGGAUGAGUUUAGAGCCUACCGUGAAGUUCAGACAGCGAAUUAGUCGCAUCGGUUCUAGCGCUUCUAUAGUCAGUGCAGGUCACGCAUGUCUUUAGAAAUCAACAUCUAGCCGAUCGGUUUUGAAGCGAUCGCUCACGUAAUUCCUAACACGAUUCUGACUUAGCUGUACAGAAGACCACUUUAUCUACGGAGAUGAUUCCGUGUCGGAGCGUUUUACAUGACAGUAAGAAUGUUUGAAAACAUUCUAAGGGAACAAUUUUAAGUGUACUAGAUCUGGGCACUCUUCCAGCGAAGCUCCCUUCCCAAGCCGUUUGCUUUUUAGCUUCAAAGAGGCUUUUGGCAGCUUAAAUUUUAUACGAAAAGAUGCUUGAAACAUCACAAGGGGAUUUUAUGACAAAAGGUCAGAGGUGACAACUUUUUCGUUUUUUAUUGUCCGUAUUGGAACAACAUUUCACUGCAUAACUAACACUCUUCAUUGUUACCGCUAGCUUAGUCUGUUUAAAUGACACUGCUGUCGAUUGUCUACAUAACAUUUAGUGGCAUUUCAAGAUGCACUUAUCACAAGAACACGGGAACCAUUCAUUCUUCAGCUUAGUCAGCUUGUAGGUUCAUGCCACAGCAUAAAUUGUCUUUUUGGUCAACAGUGCAUCAAAAUAAAGUCUGCUUUUCUGCAUAUACAUUCAAAUGCUCAUCCACAUGGUUCCCCUGCAAACGCAAAUGAGAGUCGUUUGUCUUGAGAUAUACUGCAUCUUGAAGUGCGUCUGUAUCUGUGUUUGUCCAAACUUGAUAUGUCAGUACAUAAGGUUUCACCAGGUUUUUCCCUUUGGCUUUUUGUGUUCCUCACCUCCCACCCCCAUUUAUCCCACCCUGCACCUGCAGAACCAUGGUCACUUCCUGAAAACGCUAUCACUUCAGCUUUAUCCUGCAGUUGUGUGUUACCAGCUGUCAGCGAUCACUUACCUAUGAAUGUCCCUAGACAUCAUUAACCAGGGAGCAACCGGCCAACAACAGACCUCAAUGCUUUCACAGGUGCUCUCUUCCUCUCUUAUCCAAACAUGGAAAUCGCAGACAGCCGCCAGUUGGUAGAGCAGGUACAAAUCUGAAAAAAGAAAGAAAAAAAUAGAACAGUUAUGUGCCAUCUUGAUUUAUCUGUAUGGAAGUAGGACGACAUUUUGCCAUAUGUAGGCUGAAGCAUGUAGUUUCUCGCUAGAGCAGGGACCCUCAUAUUCACUGUCCUCUCUUUCCCUCGCCACAUCACUAACACUCCACCCCCUCACGUCCUGUAAUCUUCACACUCUUCCUCUCCGUUAUUUUUUUUUUUUUCUCUAUUCUGUUCUUUCCUUGUGUGUUUUUCUUUAUUGGUUCUUUUGCUGUACAAAGUGUUUAAAAUAUUAUUAUUUGUAUGAUAUAAUGUUAGUAUGGUAAUGUUCUUUAUUAAGGAAGAAGAUGAAAUUUAUUUUUGUUACUGGUCUGUUUCAUAAUUCUUUUUUAAAUUGGUAUUGUAAGAUAUCUAUGCAAGAACUGUUCAGUGGAGCAUUUUUAUUUAAGAAUGUAAUAAGUGUAAUAAAUGGUAGAAUCUGAA